AUGGCGGAAAACGAGGUGGAUUUGGACUCUAUCAUAGACAGGCUCCUCGAGGUGCGAGGAAGCAGACCCGGCAAGCAGGUGCAGCUCCUCGAGACGGAAAUCCGUUUCCUGUGCACGAAGGCCCGUGAGAUUUUCAUCUCGCAGCCUAUACUGCUAGAGCUAGAAGCGCCAAUAAAGAUCUGCGGCGACAUACACGGCCAAUACUACGAUCUGCUUCGACUUUUCGAAUACGGCGGGUUCCCACCAGAAGCGAACUACCUCUUCCUCGGCGACUAUGUGGAUCGAGGCAAGCAGUCUCUAGAGACUAUUUGCCUUCUUCUGGCAUACAAGAUCAAGUACCCCGAAAAUUUCUUCAUUCUUCGCGGCAACCACGAGUGCGCCUCCAUCAACCGCAUCUACGGCUUCUAUGAUGAGUGCAAGAGGAGGUACAACAUCAAGCUAUGGAAGACGUUUACGGACUGCUUCAACUGCCUGCCUAUUGCUGCCAUCAUUGACGAGAAGAUCUUCACGAUGCACGGUGGUCUGAGUCCGGAUCUGAACUCCAUGGAGCAAAUCCGCCGCGUCAUGAGGCCUACAGACAUUCCCGACUGCGGUCUGCUCUGCGACUUGCUAUGGUCAGAUCCUGACAAGGACAUUACUGGCUGGAGCGAGAACGACAGAGGUGUUUCCUUCACUUUCGGGCCCGAUGUUGUCUCUCGCUUCCUCCAAAAACACGACAUGGAUCUUAUUUGCCGUGCACAUCAAGUCGUAGAAGAUGGCUAUGAAUUCUUCUCCAAGCGCCAACUUGUCACUCUUUUCAGCGCGCCAAAUUACUGCGGCGAGUUCGAUAAUGCCGGCGCCAUGAUGAGCGUCGACGAGAGCCUGUUGUGUUCCUUCCAGAUACUGAAGCCAGCGGAGAAGAAACAAAAGUACGUCUACGGCGGCAUGGGCUCAAGCAAACCCGUCACCCCCUCUCGCAAGCAGAAGUCGAAGAAGUGA
Molecule: messenger RNA, 978 nt
Organism: Coniosporium apollinis CBS 100218
Lineage: Eukaryota; Fungi; Ascomycota; Dothideomycetes
Product: serine/threonine-protein phosphatase PP1
Exons: 4
Coding region: 1-978 (325 amino acids)
Cellular component (GO): nucleus; cytoplasm
Molecular function (GO): protein serine/threonine phosphatase activity
Source: RefSeq, a predicted model, not a curated record